CAGAUCCAGGAGGGUAACCAGUCCAGCAAACUGACCGGCGUGGAGCCUGAUCUAAUGUCUGUUGACGAACUUCAAGCCAUUCUCGACAAAGCAGCCAACGGAACCUUCCGACUGAACCUGACGCAGUAUCUGCAGCUGCUGUUCGACGGGGAGCCUGACGUCACCCUGCAACUGGGGCCGGACGCGUCGCACGAGCGAGACCUCCUGCAGGUGUACGACCUCAAGUACCUCAAGUCGCUCGCGCCCCUGCUCAACCAGCUCAGCGACAGGGAACUGCAAAACUACGUGUGGUGGAAGGUAGUUAGCACGCCGCACUUCUGCGCCAACCUGGUGAACCAGCUGAUGGGCAUGGCGGUGGCGUACUUCUUCUACGACGCGGCGCAGCUCAACGCGACGCGCGCCAAGAUGCAGGAGAUGUUCGCGGACAUCCGGUGGGCGUUCGAGGAGCGCGUGGGGCAGCUGGAGUGGAUGGACGCGGACACCAAGGCCGCCACGCGCGACAAGGCCGCCGCCACGCACUUCCUCGUCGGCUUCCCCGACUGGCUCGACGACCCCGCGGAGCUCGACAACUACUUCCAGGGGAUUACAGUAGAAGAAGAUUCAUUUUUGGACAAUCUCAUCAGCAUUUCUGAACGUGGCAUGAAUUCAACUUUGAGAAGCCUAAGAGAAAUUAACGAUCAGUCAGGGAGCUGGGAAAUUGGCCCACCAAUGGAAACUAAUGCUGCUCAUGUUCCAUACCUAAAUUCUGUUGUGGUACAGGCUGGAAUAAUGCAAUUUCCAUUUUUUCUUCUGGGCUUAGAAGCCCUUAACUAUGGUGCUAUUGGUAGUAUUAUUGGUCAUGAGUUAACUCAUGGUUUUGAUGAUCAAGGCAGGAAGUAUGACAAGGAAGGCAACUUACUGCAGUGGUGGAGUAACAAGACGGUGGCAGAAUAUGAGAAAAGAGCUCAAUGUUUUGUCGAACAAUACAAUCACUAUCGACUGAAAGAAAUAACUGAUCAAGUUGAUGGAGAACAGACACUAGGAGAAAAUAUUGCUGAUAAUGGAGGCCUGCGAGAAGCGUUUCAGGCCUACAAGAGGUACAAGACACGUCUGGGGCAUAAUGAACCAAAACUUCCUGGGCUUGAACGUUACAAUGGAGAGCAGUUGUUUUUUCUCUCAUUUGCCAAUGUGUGGUGCGAGAAGUGGACCAAGCAGUCCCUGCGCAACGACCUUCUCGAUGAGCACUCGCCCAGCCAGAUUCGAGUGCCGGGCGUGCUGGUCAACUCACCGGAGUUCUCUCAAGUCUGGAAAUGCCCUGUGGGCUCCCAUAUGAACCCGAAGCGUGACCGAUGCAUGAUAUGGUGAUGAUCACUUAAAUCCCUGGGCUGGGAAAAUUGGGUCCCUGAGUUUUUGACAAUUUUCUAAUAUGUAUAUGCAAUUAACCAUUUGAAUGGUUCCAGUGGAAAUUUUGUGGAAUUCCAUGAUUUAGAAAGUAUGGAGCAAGAAAUAAUCUUUCACAGUAUAGGUAUGAAUUCUUGGAUUUUAAAUUGCAUAAAUACAGGAUAGUUAAUCAAAGAAAAUUAUAUAUUCAAUCAGAAAAAUAGGAGCAAAAUCAAAAUGAUUCUUCCUUACAAACUGAACCUGAAAGUUAUUUUAACAUAUUUUAUUUAUUUUAAAAACUAUAAUGGCUUUGUUUGAAUCAUAGAAUGCAAAGUAAUUGGAGUUAUUGAAUGACGGAAAGCUUUGAGUCAUAAUAGUAGUUAAUGAAACUGAAAUACUGAUACUUACAACUUUUCCUAUGUAAUGAAUUCGGUAGAGUGUGGGUUAGUUAACAGUCUUUUUAAAGCACGUAUGUUUGAAAAUAAUUUGCUGAGCACUAAAUUUUGAAUCAAAGUAUAACUAGUAAUAAGCUUGGUUAAUGAAAUUCACAAUAACCAGAAAUAAUCUACAUUACACGAAUUCUCAGAUAAAAUUUAUUUAAUAAUUAGUUGUUUUUUGAGAAAUGACAAAAAAUGAAGAUUUCAGAAACAGAAAUUUUAGGAAUAUUAAUAAUUUUGCAACUAGUGUUUGGAUUAAAGAGCAUAUUUUCAUACACAGUAGAACACCAUACAAUUACCAUUGAUGGAUUCAGGAAAAAAUUAAUCAUUGCAAAUGGUCUUUUAAAAGUUUCUCCAUGUAAAAUAAAAGUUUCAAAAUUGAUCAUAUGAACAUUGAAACAGGUUUGUACUCAAUGCAAGUGUUCAUAAAUAAUUUUUAACACUUUGAGAAUCAAAAUAUGAAUAAGGUACUAAAGACAUAUAGAGUGUGAUCUAUAUGUCAUUUGCUCUCAAAAAGAAAACAUUCUUGUUUUUUAAUUCUCAGUACCCUGCCACCUUGUUGGAAAGGCAAUUCAAAGCAUUGGAUGAUUUGGAAGCUCAGUGGUUAAAGCAACUGUGAGUAAUACAAAAGACCUGGGUUUCAUUCCUGAUCAGAGUCACUAUUGCUUUAAACAAUGUAAAUUCUGUUUUUUUAUUAAUACAUUUUUAAUGCACUGACUAAAAUAGUUUUUAACUUUAGAACUGAAUUAACUCUAAUACUUUUUGCAUUGGUUGCAGACAGAGAUUGCAAAACUAAAUUGCUAAAUACAGGCUUAAAUUCACUGCUGAGUAAUAAGAUUGUUGUGGAUCUAUUUUCGGGCUGAGCCAAACUUAUCUUUUAUUUUGACUAGAUUCUCACAAAAUAAUAGUGAAUGACAGUGUAAAUUUUUUAAAACAACAACAGAAAAGUAAAGUUUUAAUAAAAAAAUAAUUAUAUGGACACUGUUACAUUUUAGUCAGCAUCAAGUUGUGCUUUUUGUAAAGAAUGAUCCACAGUUCAAUCCAUUGCACAAAUUUUGGUGCAAUACCGCAAAAAUGUAUCUUUCUAUAAAAUACAAUAUUCCACAUUCAGUACACAAGACUGAGAGGAUCGUAGAUGUAAUUGUCUGGGGAUCGAAGGGAGAAUUGUAGAUAUCUGGGUGAAGAAAAUGAUGUAAUAGAAAUUUUAAAAAAAUGGAUUCAUGGGCAUUAAAGAUUGUUCAAAAAACAUUUGAACACAGAAAGAGUGGUGAUAGGAGUUACAAUGUACUUCUAAUUAUUUUACUUGCUAACUCAAAUUCAUUUCUAAUUUUUUUCAAAAACUCAGGUACUCACAAACUCUAUGGCUCCUAGACUCAGAACCGGGAAACCUAUAAGACAGCUCUGAAUGUCACGAUAGUCUGCGGUUUACCAUACUGCAGACGCAGUUGGCAAACAAUAUUAGUGUAUACCAGAUGGUUUUUCCAUCAGAAUUCAAUAAUGGUAGCUGCAAGUUGUACAAUGUGCCCAGGUCAUGUGCCUUUAUUUAUGAAUGUGCUUGAAUACAAUUGGACAUUCUUCACUGAUUUAUGUAAUGAAGCUGGCAGUCCAAUGUCUUCAAACACUUUCACAUUUUCUGAAAAACCUGGGAUGUUUUAAUUCCAACUGUCUGUUGAGAGCAUUU
This is a messenger RNA of Gryllus bimaculatus (two-spotted cricket), 3477 nucleotides long. The record is from the annotation of a GenBank genome assembly. Lineage: Eukaryota; Metazoa; Arthropoda; Insecta; Orthoptera; Gryllidae.